Molecule: messenger RNA, 912 nt
Organism: Brassica napus (rape)
Lineage: Eukaryota; Viridiplantae; Streptophyta; Magnoliopsida; Brassicales; Brassicaceae
Product: cyclic dof factor 4-like
Exons: 1
Coding region: 253-759 (168 amino acids)
Biological process (GO): regulation of DNA-templated transcription
Molecular function (GO): DNA binding; DNA-binding transcription factor activity
Source: RefSeq, a predicted model, not a curated record
AAAGUUUGUAGCUUCGUCUGUACUGUACUGAUGUUAAAUAAACUAUAAUGAAAAGCGAUGAAUGCGCCUAAUAUAUGCUUUAGUCUUUUAAACAAUGAAUAUUUAAUCCCCACUCUCAACUACUUUAUCUCCUUUUUCUUCUCCAAUCCUAACUACAAAGUUAUAUCGAUCAUCUUCCUAUAAAACUGUCCUUGCUCGUUUUUAGCUGCAACAGCCUUUCUAUAAGCUAUCUUCACCUCUCUCCACAUUAUCAUGGCGACACAAGAUUUGCAAGGGAUCAAACUCUUUGGCAAAACCAUUGCAUGUAACGUCAAUAUCACUCACAAGAUCAAAAACGAAGAUGAGAAACAACCGUCGGAUCCCACCGUCAGAUCAUCCUCAUUAUCCGAUCCGACGGUGGAGAAGCGUCCGGACAAGAUCAUAGCAUGUCCGAGAUGCAAGAGCAUGGAGACAAAGUUCUGUUACUUCAACAACUACAACGCUAAUCAGCCUCGGCACUUUUGCAAAAGCUGCCACCGUUACUGGACCGCCGGUGGAGCACUCCGGAACGUUCCUGUUGGUGCCGGUCGUCGGAAAACAAAACCACUGGCCCGUGUUGUUGUCGGUAUGCUUGGGGAUGGAAAUGAGGCCCACCAUGUCGAGCUUAUUAAUGGCUUGCUUUCCCAUGAGUUGCAUUCUGCAGCCGCUGCUCGUGGCGGUUUCCGACAUGAUUUUCCCCUGAAGCGGCUCCGGUGCUUUUCUGACGGUGAGCCGUGUUGAUAUUAAUUUACUGAGUAUUAAUUUUCUUAGUUAAAUAUUAUUGUUUUUGGUUUUGGGGUUGAGUGGUUGUUUUCCUUUAAACCCGUUGAAGAACGUGGUGAAUUUGGUCGCUCUUGUCGAGAUAGUUAAUUUAGUAUUUGUCAAUCAAUCAAA